Ilyonectria robusta is the source of this 877-nucleotide messenger RNA. RefSeq lists its product as uncharacterized. Lineage: Eukaryota; Fungi; Ascomycota; Sordariomycetes; Hypocreales; Nectriaceae. The record is from RefSeq and is a predicted model, not a curated record. The transcript has a single exon. The coding region runs from base 304 to 807 and encodes 167 amino acids.
UUUUUGUGGGCGCUGAACCGGGCGCCCGAGCGGCCGCAGCAGGGGAAUGUGAAUUAGCGCCCAAGGUCGCCCAACGGGGCUUUUUUUCUGUGAAGUGAGGGGGAGGGGUAAAAAAAAAUUCAAUGCGUGGCAGAAAGCCGGCCACUCGCCCUGCUCGGCAAUAGGCAGUCCACGCUUCCACGCAAGCACAGGCAUGCCGCCGCUGGGUUGGACUGCCGAUUGCUGCAGGUAGCGAGCAGGGCAUUAACCGGCAGAAGAAAAAAUUGACAGGGUGGCGAAUGUGUGAGAUGAAGCAUGUGAAGCAUGAACCGCCAUCUCUCGCGCUCCAUCCUCAGCAUCGGGAAAAUGCCAGGACUGAAGCCGAGGAGAGGCAGACAAGCCAAAGUAUGCAAAGGAGGCGCUGGAUCGGGGCAAAGAUACUCACUUGGUGGGGACAGCCUGGUCCUCGAUGCGACCGUUGAUGAAAGAGGCCAGCUCGUUGGCAGACUCCUUGAUGGCGGAGGCUUCCUUGGACACGGUGAGCUUCUGGAAGAGCUCGUCCAGGACCUUGAUGCUCUGAGCGUUCUCGGUAGGCAUCUUGGCGGAUGUUUGGAUUUUUUCUUUUUUUGGAGGGGUAUUAGGAAGAGAAAGUCGGAUCGUCGUGAAGCCCACAGAGAUCGAUGGAGGGGUCGACUCUGUUGUUAUCGGCGGGGUGACGAUAUGGUGAUCCUCUGGAGGAGGGGCCGGGUUCGUUCAGUGGAGAUAAUCCAAGGAACAAAACGCGCGAGCGUCGAAGAGAAAGGUUCGUCUGGAGGAGGACGACCGUAGAGAAAGAUGGAUGGGGGAGGAUGAGAUCGAAAGGAAGAAGGGAGGGAGAGGGGAGAAAAGCUCGGAGAGG